AUGAGAAUAAUUGUCUCAAAAUUUCAUGCUCUCCUGAUUGCUACGACAUGUAUCAGUUAUUGGCGUGGUGUGUGGAAGUUUCUUGACAUUGCUGCAACUAUAAGUGAAACAAAUCAUGAUAUUCCAAUAACACCACUGUUUGAUAUUGCUCAAAAUUCAAUUAUUCUUAUGAUUUCUAAAACAUUUGUCAAUAACAUGUCAGUGCCAUUUGUGGUAAUGACUGAUCAAUUGGAAAAUUCUUUUCAUAUACCAACAAUAUUCAAGAGAAAACGAAAUGAUGGAACAUUAAAAUUCUUUUUCGAUUGCCUUUACACAAAUUUGAUUCCAUUCUUCAUGAUUUGCCUUUGGAGAAGUUUUUGGGUGAUCAUCGAUGCAAAUGUUUUUCCGAACAAUCCCAUGACAUCGGCAUACAUUUCAAUUACGACUGGCUACACUUUGAGUUUGUUUUGUUUCAUGAGCGAAAGUUUUAUCGAGAAUUUAUACAACGAGAGAUGUGACGAAUAUAAAUUUUUUGUUCGUGACGUAUUCACAGUUGUCUGUUUAUUCGCAUCAAUUAACGUGUGGAGAGGUCUUUGGAUUGUUUUUGAUGCUUAUAUAGGAAACCGAAACGGAGUUUUGUUUCUUGUUAAUGGGCUCGCUUGGAAGUUUCUUAUGAUUUUAAAUUGCACAAGUUCUAUUUCACCUAAAGGUGUAUUAAAAGAUGGAGAAGAUUUAGGAAAUGGUCCGAUAAGAUUACCAAUUUUAUAUUUCCAGCAGAUAUUUAAAAGUGUUAAACUUCAAAGUGAAUUUAUUGACCAAUCAAACUCGACUAAACUUUAA
Clunio marinus is the source of this 819-nucleotide messenger RNA. NCBI's taxonomy places the organism in Eukaryota, Metazoa, Arthropoda, Insecta, Diptera, Chironomidae. The record is from the annotation of a GenBank genome assembly.